Molecule: messenger RNA, 303 nt
Organism: Eimeria necatrix
Lineage: Eukaryota; Apicomplexa; Conoidasida; Eucoccidiorida; Eimeriidae
Exons: 1
Biological process (GO): chromatin organization; negative regulation of transcription by RNA polymerase II
Cellular component (GO): pericentric heterochromatin
Molecular function (GO): chromatin binding
Source: RefSeq, a predicted model, not a curated record
CUAGUUCCCCACCGCCCCCGCCCUCCUGCUUUGGUUCCCUCGGCAGCCGACGCUGCCUGGCCUCCUAUCCACGAUGCAGCAGGCAAUCCCACAGAUGAAUACGAAGUCGACUAUAUUAUGGACCAAAGCGGCUCGGGAGAUGCAGCUCAGUACCUCGUGAAGUGGCGCGGGACCCCUGAAGAGCAAGCCACAUGGGAACCAGCUAACCAUCUUACCGGCUGCCCGGCUUUGCUUCGCGCUUGGCGCCGCCGCCAACGAAGACGUCUUCAAGCUCGAAACAACAUUGGCCCUUCCGAAGCGUAG